Messenger RNA from Drosophila navojoa, 2467 nucleotides. RefSeq names its product transcriptional repressor brinker (gene brk). The record is from RefSeq and is a predicted model, not a curated record. Lineage: Eukaryota; Metazoa; Arthropoda; Insecta; Diptera; Drosophilidae.
GGCAGCGCCAGCAGCAGCAGAAGCAGCGCCGACAACGACGGGCCAGCCAGUCUAGAACGUAGAACGCAGCGGGCAGAACAAUUGUGUUUUGGAUUCCUUGCCGUGCGGUUGCGGAUCGCGUCGCGUUGCCAAACAAGAGCAACAAUAUUUUUCUCUGUGUGUUUUUGUGUGUGCAAAUGAAUUCAAGCUACAAAUUUCUCAUAUGUACAAAUAUAUACUAUAUUUUUUUUGUGUUGUGCUCAUGUGUUCUUUCAUCUAACAUUUACAACAGUCCACAAGCAAAUUACAAAUAAUAAUAUUAAUAAGAAUAUCAAAGCAACAACCAAUACAAAAGAAAAAUCAAAGAGCAAAAACAAAAAGCAAAAAACAAAUACAAAAAACAACCAAAAAACAAAUAUCAAAUAAAAAGCAACAACUUUUUGUUUCUCGUUGUUUUUCCAAGACGACAACGUUAACGUGUUUUUGUUGUUGCGCUCACUUGUUUCCAGUGCCAGCGCUGCCAGAUCGCGAGUUAUGAAAGCGCAAGCGUCGCCAGCAAGUAGCAACAGCUACAACAACAACGCCACCAACAACUGUUGAAGCACAUUGAAAACUAACUGUAUAUAUUUGUAAAGAAAUAUAUACACAUAUAUAUAUAUAUAAAUACGUUAUAUUGUAAAUACUAUUUUUGAUAUACAAAACGUUUUACAAACUACAAGGCAAAUAUUGCCCGAGCAACUAAAAUGGAUAACAGCGAACCAAGUUCGAUAAACAACAAUAAUAACAACAACACCAGCAGCAGCAGUAGCAGCAGCAGCAGCAUUGCCGCCGCCGCAGCAGCAGCAGCAGCCAUGGCAGCAGCCGCCGCAUUGGGCUUUAACCAACAGGAGCAACACAAGCGACCUGCCAAGGACUCGACAGCAACAGUUGCUGAGCGCCACAGCAAUGGCAAUGGCAGUGCUACCAACAGCAACAGCAAUGGCAACAGCAACAGCAACGGCAACAGCAACAGCAGCAGCAGCGCCUGCAGCCCCAAAAUGGGAUCACGUCGCAUCUUCACGCCUCAAUUCAAGCUGCAGGUGCUCGAGUCGUACCGCCAUGACAACGACUGCAAGGGCAACCAGCGUGCGACGGCGCGCAAGUACAACAUCCAUCGGCGGCAGAUACAGAAGUGGCUGCAAUGCGAGCCCAAUUUGCGCUCGUCCGUGGCCAACAACCAGCACCAGCAUCAGCAGCAGCAGCAACAACAGCAGCAGCAGCAGCAGCAAUCAUUGCCGCUGGGUUGUCGCAAGCGCGCGGCCCAAACGCUGUGGCAUGGCGACAGCAGCGGCAGCAGCAGCAGUCCGGCGGACAAGCUGAGCAAACUGGAGGCCAUCAAGUGCGAGCCCAGCGACAACGAGGCGGAGGACGACGUGGACAUCGACGUGGAGGCGGAAGCGGAGGCAGAGGCGGAGGCCGAGACUGAGGCGGCAGCGGCAGCAGCAACUGUUGCUGAGCACAAGCUGCCCGCCAAGCAGGUGAAGCUCUUCAAGCCCUAUCUGCUGGACGAGAGUGCAGCCCAGGAGGAGGAGGAGCGGGAGCGGGAGCGGGAGCAGGAACAUGAGCGGGAGCAGGAGCCGGAGCAGCUGGAGCUGCGCGUCGAGGAUGAGUGCGAUGCGGAUGCCGAUGACGAGGAGCAUGCCACGCUCAAUGGCAGCAGCGGCGCCAGCAGCAAGAAGAAGAAGCGCGUGACGCCCAAGCAGCGGGAGCCGAUCAUCUGGAGCAAUCAUCCGUUUGCCGGCGUCAGCAGCAACAGUUGCUUUCAGUCGCCGCCGCCGCCAUCGCUGCUGAUGCCCUAUGGAGCCGGCGCAGCAGCGCUGCCGCCGUUUCACGCCGGGAGUCCUCAGCAGCAGCAGCAGCAACAGCAGCAGCAGCAGCACUUUCAAGGCAGCAACAGCUGCAGCAGCAGCAGCAGCAGCAACAGCAGCAAUUGCGGCGGCAGCAAGCCCGCCACGCCCACAAUCAACGUGCUCAGCCCAUUCUCGGCGCCGGCGCUCUCGCCCAUCGGCUUCUGCUGCCCCAAGGGCUCGCCCGUGUCCGGCUACGAGAGCAGCUCCUCCACCUACAGCGACAGCCCCAGCGCCAGCUCCUCCUCCACGCACGGCUACAGCCUCACCCUGCAGCUGCACGCCCCCGUCUACAACGACAAUCUGAUGCAGCAGCAGCAGCAGCAGCAACAGUUGCAGCUGCAGCGCUGGCUCGACCAGGAGGCGCUGGCACGUCUUAACUCCGCUGCGGCUGCGGGUCCGCCGACGGCCACGCCCAACAGCAGCAGCCGGGCGGCGCCCAUCACGCUGCUGGCCUAAGCGACAGCCGCAGCAGCCAUCGAACCACCCACCUUAGCGAGCGCUUGGGGGCGUGGCCUAGGGCCUCUUCCCGGGCCUUGUAAGUUACAGCUUAACGAAAAGUCUAAAAAGAAGAAGAAGAAGAAGAAAGCAAAAGAAAAAAA